This is a messenger RNA of Stegodyphus dumicola, 1653 nucleotides long. RefSeq names its product putative tRNA (uracil-O(2)-)-methyltransferase. NCBI's taxonomy places the organism in Eukaryota, Metazoa, Arthropoda, Arachnida, Araneae, Eresidae. The record is from RefSeq and is a predicted model, not a curated record. Gene Ontology annotation, biological process: tRNA methylation. Gene Ontology annotation, molecular function: tRNA (uridine) methyltransferase activity.
AAUUUCUUUCAGCUACAAAUUGUGUUACUUUUUAUCCAAAAAAAACUGAUGUCCAGGCUUCACACAUAACUCCUGCUUUUCCUUACAGAAUAGUCUGUAAGGACAAUUUAAUUUCUCUAGAAGUCUGCAGGACAGAAAAUCAGGAUAAUGUAAAUGUUGAACAAUCUGAACUAUGGCUCAAAACAUCAGUUUUUCCAAAAGUUGUUAACUGGUCCCAAAACCUGCCAGAUAAUGCUAUUCUUCCCUCUUUGACAUUAGUAUCUGCAAAGAAAUUUAACUCAUAUUAUCAAUUUUUGAAACGGAAAUAUGGAAAAAAGUACAUUGAGAUGUGGCCAGAAUGUUCAGAUCCUUUGAAAUAUGUAUAUGAAGAUCUAUCUAUUGCUGCUUAUUUAAUGACUACUUGGGAACAAGAAAGGGAAAGGCUAAAUUUAAGCAAAAAGCAAACUUUUGUUGACUUAGGCUGUGGGAAUGGCCUUCUGGUUUCUAUUCUGUCAUCAGAAGGGUACAAAGGAAUAGGUAUUGAUGUUCGAAAAAGAAAAAUCUGGGAUUUAUAUGGGUCAUCAACUGUUUUAAUUGAAAAAGCUGUUGAACCAUCUGACCAACUGCUGUUUCCUGAGUAUGACUGGAUCAUAGGAAAUCAUUCAGAUGAGCUGACUCCUUGGAUUCCUGUUAUAGCAGCCAGAUCUAGUUACAAUAUGAGAGUUUUCCUGUUACCAUGCUGCUGUUACACUUUUAAUGGAAAGUAUGAAAGACAUUUUCCUGGAAACACACAGUACCAGUCUUACUUGAAGUUUUUACAGGAACUUUGCAAAACAAUGGGAUUUGAUGUACAACAAGAUAAACUGCGUAUUCCAUCUACAAAAAGGAUCAAGAUUACAACUCUUUUCUGGGAGAAAAAUGCAUAUUGUAAUUGCCAGAGUUGUAAUGCAUUUCAUAAACAGACAUGUAUUGUGUGUCAGUCGCGAACUUACGAGAAAUGUGAUGAAGCAGAAAUAGAUGCAUUACGUUCUGAAUUUAUCCAGUAUCAUUCAAAAAGGUACACCUGCUCUUCAGUGUGUCUUCAAGCAGGAAAUAGCCAUAUACAAGCAGAGAACAAAGUUGCAAUGUCCAAAAGUAACCAUUGGGUUCGUGAUUUUAUACCGAGGGAAAAAAUUGAAAAUGUAAGAAAUUGCACCAACUUGGAUAAAAAAUUUUUGGAAGAAACAGUUAUUGCUGUUGCUGAAAUCUUGCUCAAAACAGAAAACUAUGUCCACAUCCAGCGUGAUACAAAUAUCAUUUCUUGGAAUUCUGGUGGACAAAUUAGCAUUAAAGAUUUGGCUAUAUCUUUGGAUUCUAAGAUACUGAAGGGAAUGAAAAGCCAAUGCGGUGGUCUACAAACAUUUUUACGCAACCAUAAGAAUGUUUUCCAAGUUAGGAAUGGUAAAAUUCAACUGCAGAUACCAAAGAAAGAUUUUCUACUAUGUGAUGAAUCUUUGAGUAAGAAACAUAAAGGUUCUAAAGAUAAGAAAAAUUUUCAUGCAAGAAAGUGCUAUUUUCAUCAUCAUCAUCCUCAAGGCUGUCCUCUUCUUGCAAAUGAAUGUAAUUUCUUGCAUUAAGAAAUGAAUCAUUUUAUUUGCUAUAGAAUUUCAUUAUUAAAUAAGGAAAAGUAUUGAA